Messenger RNA from Linnemannia hyalina, 1359 nucleotides. The record is from the annotation of a GenBank genome assembly. NCBI's taxonomy places the organism in Eukaryota, Fungi, Mortierellomycota, Mortierellomycetes, Mortierellales, Mortierellaceae.
AUGCCUCUGUUGCCAUUCAGCCAUAUCAUCCGCCACCCCUCAAAGGACAUCGUCGUCCUCUCAUUCGGAGAGCACCUCCAAGCUGUCGACACAAAGAGCGGCGUUAUCUUGGCAAGCACGAUUGCCUUGGAGGAGCGGGAAGCCAAUGGUCUCGAAGUCCAGCCCUUGACCAACACUCCUGAUGAGGCUCAGAACAACAAAGCUCGCGUCCAGGUCAUGGCCUUUAGCCCCGAUGGCGCCUUCUUGGCCACCGCUGCUGACGACAAAAUCAUGAAGAUCUGGGAUACCGAGUCAUGGAAGGUCCUUGGUACCAGGACUUUGGUUCGUCGUUCCAACGCUCUUCACUUCAACGACUCUGGAUCCCAUGUUGUCACCGCCGACAAGUUCGGUGACAUCUACAACAUGAUCCGUGAUAUCCCCGAUGUUGUUGCUCCCGUCAAGACUGCAGAAACAACAGAGGAUGCUGAGGGCGAUGAGGAUGAGGGCGAGCAGCCUAUUCUUGGACACGUCUCUAUGGCCACCGAUCUUGUCUUGACUCCCGACAACAAGUACGUCAUUACCUCUGACCGUGAUGAGCAUAUCCGCGUCAGCCAAUACCCCAAGGGCCACAACAUCGAGACGUACUGUCUUGGACACACCAGCUUCGUCACGACUAUCCGGAUCUUGCCUGGAACUUCUCACAAGUACUUGAUCUCUGGAGCUGGAGAUGCCACGAUCCGUGUUUGGGAGUACAUGCAGGGCCGCGAGGUUCAGACCUUCAACAUCCGCGAGGCUUUGGGCAUGCCCCCCGCAGAAGCCGAUGCCGAGGAUGAUGUGACCGUAUUCUCCUUUGCCGUUUGCCCUACCAAGAGCCACAUUGCCGCCGUCAUCGAGAAGGAGUCAAGAUUGUUGAUUCUUCAAUGGAACGAGGCAGAGGCCAAGCUCGAGUUGUUCAAGAUCCUGGAGUUGGAGGGUAAGCCCCUCUCAGCCGAAUACGAUCGUUCAGGAAACCUCUGGACCUCUGUUGUUCCUUCUGAAGAAGAAGGCAAAUCCACUUCGCUCAUCUCUGUGUACGACAGCAGCAACUAUGCGAUUCAGGAGGAUCUUGCGAAAUACACCAACACCUUCGGAUCAAGGACUGUCGAGACCCUUCCUGAGCUGAUCUUUACGGAAGAGUUGAGGAAGCAUACUACGGACUGGCGUGAGCUCAAGAAGGCCAGGGAAGAGAAGGAGGCUGCGCGUUUGGCGGGUGAUCCUGACGCGCCCCUGCCCAAGAAGAGAAGAAAGAACAAGAACUCGAGAAAGAUUCCUGGGCAGUCUUCUACUGCUGCUUCUUCGGAGCCUUCGGCUGCAACCUCGCCCGAUGUCGCCAUGGAAUAA